CCUCCAGGCACCAGACGGACAACAACCGCAUACUCUUCGUCUGCCUCUGCCAGCCGGUGACGACGUGACACUGAAACAACUCAGCAUCAUGGCUGCUGCCUCAACUUCGAAGCCCUCGAGCUUCCUCCUCUACUCCUGCAUUGCGCACCGCACCACGAUUCUCGCCGAACACUCCUCCCCAGGCACGUCCUCAACCGCCGCCUCCUCGCUCGCCUCCAUCAUCCUCCCGAAGAUCACGCACGACAAACCCCAAAAGCUCACCUACACCCACGAGCGCCUCUUCGUGCACUACAUUGCCGACUCACCCAGCGGCGGCAGCAACACCGAACCCUCAUCAUCAUCGUCCAGCACUGAACCAAACUCCUACGCCCCGCUCAGCUACAUCGUCGUCGCCACCGCCGAACAAGGCCGCCGGAUCCCCUUUGCGUUUCUUCUUGAGAUCAAGCGCAAGUUCCUGGCCACCUACCCGCCAUCCAGCACCGACUUCUCCACCUUGCCCGCCUACGGCUGCGCCGCGUUCAACCCGGACCUCCGCGCGCUGCUGCAGACGUACAACACGGCGCCGCCCUCAGACUCGCUGGCCUCGGCGCGGCGGGAGAUCGACAAUGUGCGCGACAUCAUGACGGAGAAUAUCGAGCGGGUGCUGGAGCGCGGCGAGCGCAUUGACCUGUUGGUGGACAAAACGGAUCGACUCGGGGGCAGCGCGCAUGAUUUCCGGAUGCGGAGCCGCGGACUGCGCCGGCGCAUGUGGUGGAAGAACGUCAAGUUGGUGGCGUUGUUGAUUGUUGUAGUGGUGUUUUUGGUGUAUCUGUUUGUGGGGAUGGGGUGUGGGUUGCCGGCUUGGGGGAGAUGCGUGGGCUGACCUCAAAGCAAUUCGAAUGAGGAAUGGAGAUGAUUGACAAGGUGGCGUUGGCAUCUGGCACAAGAUGCAUGGUUGUUGAUCUGUUUGUUUCGACAGUUGUUGAGGUUUGAGAUUGAGCCCUAUCUGUGUGUCUUGUUCAUAUGCAUUUCUUCCCUGACUGCAAGUCUUAUUGUGUUAUUCGGUGAUUGAUGGUCUUAUGAAUGCUGAAUGAUGAACGGUGGAAUGGGGGCUGUGAGAUGGAUACGAAGCGUUUAUUACUCUGUAUAAUAUCAUGAUAAUGUAGUUUGUGUCUGCUCUUAUGUGAUUGUUCGUGCAUUGGCCAGUCUUGAGUUAUUAGGGAUAAUUCAAGAAACGCAAUAUGUAAAAUGUGACUCGAACCGAACAAUUGAAGCG
Aspergillus saccharolyticus JOP 1030-1 is the source of this 1255-nucleotide messenger RNA. Its product is annotated as synaptobrevin family protein. The coding region runs from base 89 to 862 and encodes 257 amino acids. Gene Ontology annotation, biological process: vesicle-mediated transport. The record is from RefSeq and is a predicted model, not a curated record. Gene Ontology annotation, cellular component: membrane. The transcript has 2 exons. Lineage: Eukaryota; Fungi; Ascomycota; Eurotiomycetes; Eurotiales; Aspergillaceae.